UUUUCGUUCUGUUAAUAACGCGAUUCGAAGGAGUCCGGCCCAGUCCAACAUGAGCGAUCCAUUGGUCACCGUCAAGCAGGGCACUCUUCGUGGCGUUGAGAUCCGGAGCGUUCUUGGGACACCUUUUAGCGCUUUCAGAGGAAUUCCUUACGCUGCCCCCCCGGUUGGCGAGCUACGAUUCAGGGACCCGCAACCGGCCGAGCCGUGGAUUGGAAUAAGAGACGCCACGGAAGAAGGCUCGAAAUGCGCCCAGGAAUCCUACCUGGCCAAGGAAUUGAUAGUCGGCGAGGACGAUUGCCUCUACCUCAACGUCGCCACCACGUCUUUGACCGGGUCGAAGCCGGUCAUGGUUUGGGUUCACGGAGGAGCUUUUAUCGUUGGAGACGGAGGCUUCGCUCUCUUCAGUCCAGAUUAUUUGAUGGAAUCUUCGAAUAUCGUCUAUGUGGCCAUGACUUACCGCGUCGGUAUUCUAGGCUUUCUAAAUCUCGAUCACGAGGUUGCCCCCGGAAAUAUGGGGCUGAAGGACCAAGUCGCUGCUCUGCAAUGGGUCAAGGAGAACAUCUCGCAGUUCGGCGGUGACCCGAACAACGUGACAAUUUUUGGAGCGAGUGCAGGAGGAGCUUCCGUUCAUUAUCUGCUCUUGUCACCGCUCGCGAAAGGUCUCUUUCACAAGGGCAUCGUCGAGAGCGGGGUAGUUUUGAAUCCCUGGGCGAAUAUCGAGGAAACAAUAUCGCACACACAUCGUUUGGUUUCUAUACUCGGAAAGGACUUGACCGAUCCCAAGGAGAUCGUAGAGUUUCUGCGAACCGUGCCACAUUCGGAACUAGUGAUAGCUCAGCAGAAAAUGCUCACCGAGGAGGAUAAACAUUUCCUCAGGUACCAGUUCUUGCCAACGAUAGACAACAAAAGUAUACGACCCUUCGUGCACACCGAUUCGUUCGAGGAAUUCGUGAACCAAGGUAUCGAUGUGCCCGUUAUCAUAGGAUACGCCAGUCACGAGGGGAUUUAUCUUUUGCGGGGAAUGAACGACGAACAAUACGCGAAGCUCGACGGUGACUUUGAGUCGAUGGUGCCCCAGGAUUUGGCGCGAAGGAGUCCCUCGAAAGUCAAGGAAAUCGCGCGAGCGAUUAGGGAUUACUAUUUCGGAGAUAAAAAGAUAACCGCGGACCUGAUCGACAACUAUGUACAGUUUGCCGGUGAUUAUUAUUUCGUCAGAGGGGUUCACAAAGUGAUUGACAUUCAGGUGAAGAAGAAAGCGCCGGUUUACCUCUACCAAUUUUCAUUUCUCAGCAACAAUUCUCUCUACAAGUCGAUAUUCAGACUGCAGAACACCAGGGGAGUAACGCACGCCGGGGAAGUUGAGUAUCUGUUCUACGCCACCGUAUUCAAAGAACGCAUCAAAUUAGAUCCGGACUCGAUCGAGACGUUGAUUCGUCGUAGAUUCGUCAGAAUGUGGACCGACUUCGCGGCUACCGGGAAUCCGACUCCGAUCGUCGACGAUCUGAUCACCGUGGAGUGGAAACCGGUGAACCGUACCACCAGACACUACCUGGAUAUCGGGGCCGAACUCGUCUCCGGCAAAAACCUCGGCGAGAACAUGUUGAGGGCUUGGAAAGGCAUCGAAGCCAUCGCCGAGAACAAUCAGUGAAGAAAUCGUUCCUCGGUUAUUAUAAUAAGAAUCUUACCCUUUCUCGACAUAUAAUCUCAACGUACAGGUCGCUAUACGUCAUUAAUGGGGGAUUCAAAUCUUUCUCUGAAGGAAAUAAAAUGUCGUACCUUA
Athalia rosae (coleseed sawfly) is the source of this 1780-nucleotide messenger RNA. Its product is annotated as esterase FE4-like. NCBI's taxonomy places the organism in Eukaryota, Metazoa, Arthropoda, Insecta, Hymenoptera, Athaliidae. The transcript is spliced from 8 exons. The coding region runs from base 50 to 1648 and encodes 532 amino acids. The record is from RefSeq and is a predicted model, not a curated record.